Messenger RNA from Exophiala xenobiotica, 979 nucleotides. RefSeq lists its product as uncharacterized. The record is from RefSeq and is a predicted model, not a curated record. Bases 58 to 474 code for a protein of 138 amino acids. The transcript has 3 exons. Lineage: Eukaryota; Fungi; Ascomycota; Eurotiomycetes; Chaetothyriales; Herpotrichiellaceae.
AAUCGAACCAAGCACAGCCCUUCGCCGUAUCCCGCAAUCCCGAUUGCGACCGCAGGCAUGGACGACGUAAACAAGGCCAAGCCAACGCUGCCCUUAAUCGCCACUCUGAUAGGCGCCGUAUCAGGGCAGGCUCAAAAGCAAAAAGACAAUGAGCUUUCGCCUGUGGUCGGUUAUCCUCCGCGCAGAAUAUCGGGGAGUUCUCAAGGACUCAACACAAGCCCUAACAGGCUGCAUGUUUCAAAAAGUCCACGCCAUCCUCCUCUCCCCUCACCAGAGCUGCCUCCAGCGUCGGAUUUCGACUUUCCGCGGCUGUCUCCCACGAAAUACUCGCCAAAAGUUGGUCGUAUCCAUAACGACCUGCUUAUUUCUAUGAGUGCAAAUCCAGACCGGUAUGGUCAACCAACGUCUAUAUAUUCUCCCCUUAAGACCGACGGACCGCCACAGCUAUAUCCUCCGAUUGCGGAUGUACCUUAGUCGGCCUUGGCACGUACAAAGCCAGUAUCGGACGAUAUACAGCUCGAUGGACCUAUUCGAGGUCACCCACUCGCACCAUUUCGCGAUCCGUCAUCCGACGCGACGGCAUACAACAGCCUCACACAGCAGAGACCUUUGCUCACCAAUUUCCCGUCGCCCAUAGCUGGUUCGAGCUUGCCUCCGAUUGAACCGCAAAUGGCGCCCACCUGGCAGCAUCACCACUGUUACCCGCCUGCAAAUCCCCCAGCUUACCCGCAGCCGCAAGAGCGAUAUAUUUACCCGAACUAUAACAAACCAUUUUCUAGACCAAGCUCCCUCAAAAUUCAUACACAUUCCCACACGGGAGAGAAGCCCUACCGGUGCAAUUACGCCAGCUGCGGAAAGUGCUUCAGUGUGAGGAGCAACAUGAAAAGACACGAGAGGGGCCACCGAGCCCAGGGCCAAAACGAUGCAGGAAAUGGCCCUGGUUCACGCAAAGAAUGACGUUCGUAAGGGGCAAGUUCCA